AUGGAAUAUGAUUCAAUGAGCGCGAGCUUGUCACCAGACGCUCAAAGUGUGUCAAGCAACUACGGCCAGGCGGCUGCCGUCCGAGGGGCGGACCCAGUUGUAAUGACGUCACUCGCCCACCACACUGGCGAAGUCGGGAAGCAUGCUCCAUUUGGUCUAAAAGGUCCAAACUUCCAAACAGAUAGCCCCAGUAAUACGUGA
Molecule: messenger RNA, 201 nt
Organism: Strongylus vulgaris
Lineage: Eukaryota; Metazoa; Nematoda; Chromadorea; Rhabditida; Strongylidae
Source: the annotation of a GenBank genome assembly